Kogia breviceps (pygmy sperm whale) is the source of this 5673-nucleotide messenger RNA. The record is from RefSeq and is a predicted model, not a curated record. NCBI's taxonomy places the organism in Eukaryota, Metazoa, Chordata, Mammalia, Artiodactyla, Physeteridae.
AGAGCCUAGUGCCUUUUUUUCCCUCUUAUACUUAAAGUUUUACACAUUGAUCAUUUAAGUUUUUAAUCAUAGGAUAAUAACAAAAACACCUUGCCCAUGGUUUCAUAGCUAGUGAGUGGUAUUAAGACUUAUGCCUGGUUAAUUUGGCUUCGAAUACUGUAUAAUUUCUACGUUUCUGCAUUGACCCUUGCCUUGCAUAGCUUGUAGGAAGCACUUCCAUCCUCACCAUCUUUGUUCUCUGCCAGUUAAAAUUCAUUGAAUCACUGUAGUUUUUGUUGUAGAGAAUUAGGUCUUAAGGGACUUGCCUAUAAGGGAGCAUGACUGCUGAAGCCUUCUAAAUCCUCUAUACUGUAAGUGUGAUCUGUGGAAUCAUGAAUCUUAAUUGUUCCUAUGAGCUCUUGGAGUUUUCUUGGCUGUCAGGAUAGCAUAGUGAGUCGUGGAGGGUGUUCUGGUCAAGACUGCUGAGUAGGUGCACGUAGGAACCUCUCCUUUCCAUUUCAGAUAUAUAAGAAUAAUAAAUGAAAAUUAUUUUUUUAAAUAUAAGGAUACAUAGCCAGCUAUAGACCAGGGAUAGAAAAGAUAGCUGUCAUAGUAAGAGGAGAGUAAAGCGUGCCUUGUCCUUGUCGGGAGAUUGUAGAUGGGCUUCCCGUAUGAAGUUGUGGUAUCAUUUGCCUGUAGCCUGGGGAAAAAGCAGAGGGACUGGUCUGACUAUAGGAACUGGGCCUGGACUGUAUUCAGGUGUGGUGUUUUGAGGGGCGAAAACCCUAAAUCCUAGUGCGAGACCUGGUUUAAAUUGUACAGCCUAGAAAACUGAGCUAGGGGAACCAUGAAGCCAUCCUGACAUCAUGAAACACUCAUGACAGUGAGCACUGUGUAGAGAAGAAUCAUUCAAAGUAAAAGGAAGCCCAUACAAGGAAAUCCAGUGCUGUGAGAUAAUCAACAGACCUAACAAGUGGGAGAACUCCCACCCAAAGAAAUAGAAAUAAUGGAGCCAUCUGAAACAGGAUUUAACGUUUGUUUACGAUUUUCAAAAAGGUAAAGGAGGGAAUAACAUCCUUAAAAGGAGAACACGAGAUUAUUAACAUGAGCAACCCCAUGAAAAAGAAAAAGUUGGGAAUCUUGACAAUUAAAACUACAAUAAUUGAAGUCCUAGAGCCCAAUAAAUUGGAUAAACAGUCAACUAGACAAGCUGAAGAGAGAAUUUGUGAAUUGAAAGCUAGAAGUGAGACUGAUCACAAAAUGCAGGACAAAAAUAUAGUGUUGCAAACUAGGAAGACAGCAUGGAUUGAGAAGGUCCAAUAUAGGUCCAAUAGGAACUCUAGAAGGAGAUUAGAAGUAGUAGAGAAGAAGUAAAGAGAUAAUACUAAGAAUUUUCCAGACUUGAAUAAAGCCUUCAGAUUGAAGAAGCUUAUGGAGUGCCAAAUAAAUCAACUUCUAUUUAUAGUAAAAUUACAGAAUGUUAAGGAUAAAGAGAAAUCUGAAAAGCUACAGAAAGAGAUUACCCAUGAAAAAUGAUAACCUGAUGACAACUGACUUCUUUACAGCAGUAGAAGAUGAAAAACUACAGUAAAAGAGCUGAGGGAAAGCUCUUGUCAAAGAAGAAUUCUAUAUCCAGAAAAACUCGUUCCAGAGUGAGGGUGAAAUAAAAACCUUUUCACAUGUAUGGGACCUAGGGUAUCAAGAAUAACUUUGGAUGAAGUUACAGAAUACCCAAUUAACUGUGGCUAACCAAUAAGAGCAUUUAAUAACUAAGUAGCAAAAAAUCUGGGGGUGAAAGAUCCUAGAAUGGCUAACUGGCUUGAUGAUGGUUUAGCAUUUGUGUAAUUCUCAUAGUCUCAAGAUGGCCAUGUUAGUUUCAAGCAUCAUGCCUCAUGUGACAGUAACCAAAGCAGGAAAAGUAGUGGCAGGUGAAAAUGGGCCACCUUGUUUGCUUCUCUCUUACCAGGGAGGAAAGUUUUUCCUAGAGACCCUUCAGAAGAAUUCCUCUUAAAUUUCAUUGGCUGGAACUAGGUCAUAUGCUUACUACUAGUUCAGUCACUGGAGAUAGAAAUCCUGCAACUGGCUUGGACCACCAUGCUUUAUCCCCAGGGACCAAGCAUUUGCCACCCUCACAAAUCGGGGGUUAUCGUAUCAAGGAAGAAGGGUCAGUGGUUGGAUCUUCCACAUAUGGUCAGCAGUUGUCUUUCCCUGGCACACACAAAAAAGUUUUAGGCAACAUUUAAGUAUCAUUAUACUAGUUUUGCCAAUAUAAGGGAUUCUGAUGGAAUGGAAAUUUUUUGUGUGUGCUCUACAUAGAUUUUUUUUUAAAGUUUUCUGUGACUUUCACAUUGAAACAAUCCUUGAGCAUCACUUUGUUAGCUAGAGCACUCAGCUACUUUGACGUAUUAGGUGGCACUGUUAUGAUCUUUUUUUUCACUAAGACAGUAUGAAGAAACAGGUGUGUUUGGGAAAAAUGAAAGACAGUUUACUCAUUAUUUCACUGACAGCCAUCCAGAAUUUCAGUGAAAAUUAAUCUAUGCAAGAUGAUGAUAUCUCAUUUAACCAUCACAAUUGUCUUGUAGUAGUAUUGUUGUCAUUUUACAGGUCCUAUGGCAGCGUGUACAAAGCUAUUCAUAAAGAGACAGGUCAGAUUGUUGCUAUUAAGCAAGUUCCUGUGGAGUCAGACCUGCAGGAGAUAAUCAAAGAAAUCUCUAUAAUGCAGCAAUGUGACAGCCCUCACGUAGUCAAAUAUUAUGGCAGUUAUUUUAAGAACACAGACUUGUGGAUUGUGAUGGAGUACUGUGGGGCUGGUUCUGUGUCUGAUAUCAUUCGAUUACGAAAUAAAACGUUAACAGAAGAUGAAAUAGCUACAAUAUUACAGUCAACACUUAAGGGACUGGAAUACCUUCAUUUUAUGAGAAAAAUACACCGAGAUAUCAAGGCAGGAAAUAUUUUGCUGAAUACAGAAGGUCAUGCCAAACUUGCAGAUUUUGGGGUAGCAGGUCAACUUACAGAUACCAUGGCCAAGCGAAAUACAGUGAUAGGAACACCAUUUUGGAUGGCUCCAGAAGUGAUUCAGGAAAUUGGGUACAACUGUGUGGCAGACAUCUGGUCGUUGGGAAUAACAGCCAUAGAAAUGGCUGAAGGAAAGCCCCCAUAUGCUGAUAUCCAUCCAAUGAGGGCAAUCUUCAUGAUUCCUACCAACCCACCUCCCACAUUCCGAAAGCCAGAACUGUGGUCAGAUAGCUUCAUGGAUUUUGUGAAGCAGUGUCUCAUAAAGAGCCCUGAGCAGAGAGCCACAGCCACUCAACUCCUACAGCACCCAUUUGUCAAGAGUGCCAAAGGAGUGUCCAUACUGCGGGAUUUAAUUAACGAAGCCAUGGACGUGAAGCUGAAACGCCAGGAAGCCCAGCAGCGGGAGGUAGACCAGGACGAUGAAGAAAACUCAGAGGAGGAUGAAAUGGAUUCAGGCACGAUGGUCCGAGCAGCGGGGGACGAGAUGGGCACCGUCCGAGUAGCCAGCACCAUGAGUGACGGGGCCAAUACUAUGAUCGAACAUGAUGACACGUUGCCAUCCCAGCUGGGCACCAUGGUGAUCAACUCAGAGGAGGAGGAAGAGGAAGGCACUAUGAAAAGAAGGGAUGAGACCAUGCAGCCUGCAAGACCAUCUUUUCUUGAAUACUUUGAACAAAAAGAAAAGGAAAAUCAAAUCAACAGCUUUGGCAAGAGUGUCCCUGGCCCACUGAAGAACUCUUCAGAUUGGAAAGUUCCACAGGAUGGAGACUAUGAGUUCCUGAAGAGUUGGACAGUGGAGGACCUUCAGAAGAGGCUCGUGGCCCUGGACCCCAUGAUGGAGCAGGAGAUUGAAGAGAUCCGGCAGAAGUACCAGUCGAAGCGGCAGCCCAUCCUCGAUGCCAUUGAGGCCAAGAAGCGGCGGCAGCAAAACUUCUGAGGGAGGCCAGGCCGGCAGGGCCCCAGGCCGACGGUGAACUCUGGCUCGCUCGCCCCUCCAGCUGCCUCCAUCUCUCCAGCCCCUCUGUGAACUCAGGAACGUGCGCCAGGGGCCGGGGCUGCCGUGCCGGUCAGCGCGCCGCCCUGAUGCGUGUUUUUAAACUGGGCGGUUAUAUCAUUUCAGAGGAUUCAUGUGGGCGCUUUGAAACUCAAGAGUUUUCAACCCCAGAAACAGAGACUCCUAGUUGAGUGAGAGCUGGGAAAGUGUCCCAUUGUCUUUUGUUUUUCUUCUCCCAGUAGCUUUCAGUGGUUCUUUCUGGAGGACUUUAAAAUAUAUAUAUAAAUAUGCAUAUAUAUAUAUAUAUAUAAAUUAUAACUAGAUUCCCCACAUGGCGUGGUGGCAUCUCUGUAUAGGUACAGUUUUAAACAGUUGCCUCUUUUCUGUAAGAUUAUGGUACUAUGGGACAUGAGGGCAGAGAACACCAGGAGACUGCUGGGGGCACUGUACCCCCUGGAGCCAACCCCACCCUUUUGCAGGGCUGCACUGACAGAUUAGGUUGGGGCCUUUCCCUUUACCAUGCUUUCAGCCUUGUGCAGGCCAUCCCUGGCUUCUGGAGCUAUCAGUGAUGCCUAAGGGAAAGCCUUGAGCACUGGUGUUUACUUUCUGAGUCCCAGGAGAAGCCUAGCACACUCCUCGCAAGACUGGCCUUUGCAGUUUCAGCGCCUUUCAUCCACCUCCACUCUCCCAACUGCCUAGAGUCACAGCAAAGACACUGCCCAGUGCCUUAAGAGGAGACGUGAUCCAGCAAGGGGACAGGCCUGCCAGGAACUCCUAGCAAAGUGGAGCUGUGUUCAGUCUGCAAAAGGGAAAAGGUUUUUGAAGUUCUCAUCAUCCAUGUGAAGAUUACACAUGUGGCAUUUUGCUCCACAUUCCUUACAGACGGGUAGAGGGCAUUGCUUUUGAGAUCCACAUUCAAACAUGUGACUGUUUUCUUUUUCAUUUUACUGCUACGGGUCUGGAAAGGGUAAAUGAAUAUCAGACUAAGAUUUGCUCUCCAGGAGACUCCACCCAGACCCGUCAAAUGCCAGAGCUGGAAGGGAACCAUAGACAUCAUCUGGUCUAGCAGAGGCUUAGAGAGGAGAAGUGACAUGGCCCAAAUCACAAAGCAAAUUAAAGUAAGAGCUAGAACUGGGCUUUGGGGCUCCUCACUCCUGCUUCACGGAACCAAGCAGCCCCUUCCUGGAGGGAAGGCACUUGUGUCAGUUUUGGUGAAGUUGUUUCAGGGAAUCCUGCUAAUGGAAACUUGCUCUUGCUUUGUCUCUUCAGUAGGCGACUGGCUGUGAAGAGAUUCCCAAGGGGAGCCAGAUCGUUCAGUUUCAGCCAUUCCAUGAGCUCCACAGCAUCUGCUGGGCAGCAGACAGGCAUCACGCGGGCAGAUGUGGGGCCUAAAGCAGAUCAGAGGGCUUUGCAACAGACAGCACUGAGCCAUCCCUCUGGAGCCUUGGCUCAAGGCCACAUGCCACUUACUCACACAGCCAAGAGCAGACAGUUGGGAAAGACAACUGUCUUUUUGUUUUCUAGUACCUCUUCCCCUCAGAUAGGGGAGCUAUGACUAGGUUGCACCUAAGGAUACUGUAAUUUGAUUCCAUUAUUGCUUUUGCUACCCAAACCUGGGGACCAGUGGAGAGUCAGGGAAUGUUCCUCUUCUGUGGCUGGAUUCUGUUCUUUACAAUUACAGCAAG